This is a messenger RNA of Elgaria multicarinata webbii, 3280 nucleotides long. RefSeq names its product epidermal growth factor receptor pathway substrate 15 like 1 (gene EPS15L1). Gene Ontology annotation, biological process: endosomal transport; endocytosis. Bases 28 to 2880 code for a protein of 950 amino acids. Gene Ontology annotation, cellular component: cytoplasm; clathrin coat of coated pit; plasma membrane. Gene Ontology annotation, molecular function: calcium ion binding; cadherin binding. Lineage: Eukaryota; Metazoa; Chordata; Lepidosauria; Squamata; Anguidae. The record is from RefSeq and is a predicted model, not a curated record. The transcript is spliced from 25 exons.
GGAGGAGGCGGAGGCGGCGGCAGGAAGAUGGCGGCGCUCGGGCCCCUCGCAGGCGGCGCGCAGCUCUCCGCCGGGAACCCAUCUCUCUACGAGACCUAUUACAAGCAGGUGGAUCCGGCCGGCGCUGGGAGGGUCGGUGCCAGCGAUGCCGCCCUCUUCCUCAAGAAAUCGGGUCUCGGGGAUGCCGUCCUCGGGAAAAUCUGGGAUCUGGCUGAUCCGGAGGGAAAGGGGUUCCUGGACAAGCAGGGCUUCUUCAUUGCGAUGCGCCUUGUGGCCUGUGCCCAGAGUGGCCACGAAGUCAGCCUCGGAAACCUCAGCCUGACGCUCCCACCGCCAAAGUUUCACGACAGCACCAGCCCCCUGCUGAUCUCUUCGUCGGAGGCUCACUGGGCCGUCAGGGUGGAGGAGAGAGCCAAGUUUGACGGCAUCUUCGAAAGCCUUUUGCCCCUCGGCGGCUUGCUUUCAGGAGACAAAGUGAAGCCGGUAUUGAUGAACUCCAAGCUACCUCUGGACAUCCUGGGAAGGGUGUGGGAUCUCAGCGAUAUCGACAAGGACGGGCACCUGGACAGAGAUGAGUUUGCCGUGGCGAUGCACCUGGUCUACCGCGCCCUGGAGAAGGAGCCCGUCCCGUCCGCCCUGCCCCCGUCGCUCGUGCCCCCGUCCAAGCGGAAGAAGGGCCCCCUCUUCCCCGGGGCAGUGCCGGUCCUGCCGGCCAGCCCUCCCCCCAAAGACAGCCUGCGCUCCACCCCUUCUCACGGCAGUGUCAACAGCCUCAGCAGCACGGGCAGCCUCUCGCCCAAGCACAGCCUCAAGCAAGCCCAGCCCGCCGCGACCUGGGUGGUGCCGCUGACCGACAAAGUCCGCUACGACGAGAUCUUCCUGAAGACCGACCUGGACCUGGACGGCUUCGUGAGCGGCCUGGAAGUGAAGGACAUCUUCAUGCACUCGGGGCUGUCCCAGGGCCUCCUCGCGCACAUCUGGGCGCUGGCUGACACCCGGCAGAUGGGGAAGCUGAACAAGGACCAGUUCGCUCUGGCCAUGCACCUCAUCCAGCAGAAGGUCAGCAAAGGCGUCGACCCUCCGCAGGUGCUGCUGCCAGACAUGAUCCCCCCAGCGGAAAGGAGCAUGCCCGGCCCCGGCCAGACGCUCUCAGGGUACUUGGCUUCGGUAGGAAGUGAGAUCCCGGCCCUUGCAGACAUGCGUCGUGACAGCUCGAGUUCGGUCGGAUCCGGGGAGUUCACAGGCAUGAAGGAGCUGGACGAGCUCAGCCAGGAGAUUGCUCAGCUGCAGAGAGAGAAAUAUUCCCUAGAGCAAGACGUCAGAGAGCGGGAAAUCGCCAUCCGGCAGAAAACCAACGAGGUGCAGGAGCUGCAGAACGACCUGGACCGGGAGACGAGCAGCUUGCAGGAGCUGGAGGCGCAGAAGCAGGGCGCUCAGGACCGCCUCGACGAGAUGGACCAGCAGAAGUCCAAACUGAAGGACAUGCUGAGCGACGUCCGGCAGAAGUGCCACGAGGAGGCCCAGGUGAUCUCGUCGUUAAAAAUGCAGAUUCAGUCCCAGGAAUCGGACCUGAAAUCCCAGGAAGACGACAUCAGCCGGGCGAAGACCGACCUGAACCGGCUGCAGCAGGAAGAGUCCCAGCUGGAGCAGAGCAUCCAGGCUGGCAAGGUGCAGCUGGAGACCAUCAUCAAGUCUCUGAAAUCCACCCAGGAAGAAAUCCACCAGGCGAGGAGCAAGCUCUCGCGGCUGCAGGAGAGCCACCAGGACGCCAGCCGGAGCAUCGAACAGUUCAACGAAGCCUUGAACGGGGGCGUGCAGGGCGGCAGCAUGACCAACCUGGCCGACCUGAACGAGGGGAGCUCCCAGAAGGACCGGGCGGGGGGCUUCGGGGCCUUGGAUGACCCCUUCAAGAGCAGAGCCCUGCUGUUCAGCACCAGCGCCCAGGAGCUGCCUGUGGACCCCUUCCAGGCGGAGGACCCCUUCCGAGGGGCGGACCCCUUCAAAGGCAGCGACCCGUUUCUGAACGACCCCUUUGCUGAGCAGCCCUCGGCCGUAGCCGCCGCUGCCGCCGCCACUGCCGCUGCCACAGACCCCUUUGGAGCUGACCCGUUCAAAGAGAGCGACCCGUUCCGGCCUCCUGCGCCCGAGGAUUUCUUCAAGAAGGCUGAGAGAAGCGACCCGUUCACGUCGGACCCGUUCUCGCAGAACCCUCCGCUGCCCUCCAAGCCGAAUGCCUUUGAGCCCAGCGAUCCGUUCCUGUCGUUGAGUGUCCCUGCUUCCAAAGGGCCAGAUCCUUUUGGGACGUUCGACGCCUUUGGCAGCAGCGCCUUCAGUAGCUGCAGCAGCGAAGGAUUUGCAGACUUCAGCCGGAUGUCAAAGCCUCCAGUUUCGGACCCGUUCUCCUCCUCCUCCUCCUCCUCCUCCUUUGGAGGGGCUGGUUUCCCAGAGGACCCUUUUAAGAGCAAAGCAGGCACUCCGGCCCUCCCGCCGAAGCGAGGCGUGCCUCCGCGGCCCAAGCCUUCCGCUGGUAAAAGUCCUCCCGUAAGCCAGGCGGGGUCUUCUGAUUUUGCCAAGCCCCCCGACCCGUUUCAGCCGUUUGGGGCUGACUGCAGUGACCCCUUUCAGAGUAAAAGGGGGUUUGGGGACCUAUUUAGCGGAAGAGACCUGUUUGCUCCUCCCUCUUCAAGUAAACCUCCUAAAGACUCUUCCUUGGGCUUGGCCAACGUCGGCUCUCUUGGGAAUGAGGAGCAGCAGCUGGCCUGGGCAAAGCGGGAGAGCACCAGAGCCGAGCAGGAGCGGCUGGCCCGCCUACGCAGACAGGAGCAGGAAGACCUGGAGCUGGCCAUCGCCCUCAGCAAGGCCCACAUGCCGGCAUCCUAGAAGCCCGGGCGGCCCGCCCUGCGCAGCUGAAGCCCGGGGCCUGUCGGGGGGGACGGCGCCCUUUCUCCGUCUGUGCCGCUCAAGUAAGUCGUCCCGCCUGACGGGGCCGGCCAGGCGGCCGGCGAGGAACCAGAGCCGCUGGGGGGGGGGCCCUCCGCCACCUGUGCUCAAAGCACCUUGCCAGGCGGACUUCCUGGGCUGGCGGAAGCGAGGGCCCCGCGGCCGGCGUGCCCUGCCACGGGGGCAGUGGAGGGGCGGCCCAGCGCCAUCUCCCCCCGCCGCCCGGCUCCCCGUGCCCCUUCUCUGCCAAGAACUGUAGCCUAAACGGAGCUGCCGCCGGGACUCCCUCCCGGCCCGGAGAAAGUCGCGCGACGUCCAUAAAGUGAUCGCUUUGCUUUCA